Anneissia japonica is the source of this 1319-nucleotide messenger RNA. RefSeq lists its product as uncharacterized. The record is from RefSeq and is a predicted model, not a curated record. Gene Ontology annotation, molecular function: serine-type endopeptidase activity. The transcript has 9 exons. Bases 348 to 1319 code for a protein of 323 amino acids. Gene Ontology annotation, biological process: proteolysis; acrosome reaction. NCBI's taxonomy places the organism in Eukaryota, Metazoa, Echinodermata, Crinoidea, Comatulida, Comatulidae.
AUUUUCCCGAAAACAAUGCUUGGAUAUGGUUCGCACAAACUUCAGAGAACUCUAGCUUUGUGGUUCGCUUGAGCUCAUUUAUUGAGAGCAAAAUUAUUAACAUCGCGGCUAAUGAAUCAUAUAUCAUAGACAAUAAUUCACAUUCGAUCAACUCGUGGCUUGAAUACGGCUGUUUAGUUUUCAAGUCUUCGUCUGGUUAUCAUUUCAAGUUGACGUUUUUGAAUGAUAUCUUGGACUUAGGAAAGACGCCUGAAUUAUAUUACCCAAAAUAUAACAAGAUAGCUUUUGGUUUAGGAUCGGACCCAUUGAAGUACAAUGUAUUCAUAUUAGAAUCUAAAUACGACGACAUGUUGGAGCUGUACACGGAUGCUAUUUGGUUGAAAAUGGACGGAAAUGGGCCGUAUGCUAUUGGAAUCAUUAUUUCAACUAUACCUACAAGAAAAGAUUAUAGAAGACACAUACUUGUUGACGAUGUUGCAACAAUAACUUAUUCAUCGUCAGAGAUUGAUGAUGUUCAAGAAAAUAGUAAUGUCACUACCACAGUAUGGAUUGUCACCUCUUUAAGACACCCGAACAUUGCAGUGAAAUUUAUCAACUUCUCUUAUGGAACAUCUGAAUUUAAUUUUAUUACUAUUGGAUACGGUCUCAAUCCCGAAUUGUCGUCCUCAAUCCUUUACCACGGUCUUGCCUUAGAUUUCAAAAGAACGCUUCCCGAUGAUUUCAUCAUCCACUAUUCAACAUUCUGGGUUCGACAUACCUCAUACCGCCGAAUAAAUGAUACAAGUUUUUCUCUUGAGCUUCGAGGCCUACCAAAUACAGAUAAUUUAUUAUGCCCUACAAAGUUCGGCGUAACUAAGGAAGAUACCUGUGACGAUGAGUUUGAUUGUCCUGAUCUUAGAGACGAAAUUGACUGCACUGAUGCAGGUUUCUCUUGCGGCCAAAGACCUCUUCACUCGGGCAUACGUACCAAAAGGAUAAUCGGUGGAUCGGAACCUCUGCCUGGUAGCUGGCCAUGGCAAGGUCUCAUCUUCGAGUAUAAUAAAAAAAUGUGUGGAUGUACCCUAAUCAAUGAAUUAUGGGUAAUUUCAGCAGCACAUUGCUUUUCAUUAGUUUUUGGAGCACUUGCAGAUGGAGAUAGUGGUGGACCACUCGUUUGCCUUGGAGAAGAUGAGAAGUGGUACCUAGUUGGGUUAACGAGCUUUGGGUAUCGCUGUGCCGAACGGUUUCGACCUGCAGUUUAUCAUCGAAUUAUCCCGUAUCUAGAUUUUGUUGAUAAAAUUAUGAAUGCAGCUUUCCAAUGCACGUUAAAUUCAGGUUGA